This is a messenger RNA of Mangifera indica (mango), 2102 nucleotides long. RefSeq names its product zeta-carotene desaturase, chloroplastic/chromoplastic. Gene Ontology annotation, molecular function: 9,9'-di-cis-zeta-carotene desaturase activity. Lineage: Eukaryota; Viridiplantae; Streptophyta; Magnoliopsida; Sapindales; Anacardiaceae. The record is from RefSeq and is a predicted model, not a curated record. Gene Ontology annotation, biological process: carotenoid biosynthetic process. The transcript is spliced from 14 exons. The coding region runs from base 224 to 1933 and encodes 569 amino acids.
AAUUCUAUAAUAGUACCAAAACCAAUACAAAGUCACUUGCCGACCGCACUUUCUAUUUCCCACUAAGAGAAUCUAUUUGUUCAGUUACCUGACAAAACUCCUAGGCAUCUCCAACUCUUUAGAUAUCCUCUUAUUGAUUCUUGUAUGUUUGAUUUUUUGAGUCUUUGUUGAAUAUACUGCUCUCGACUUCAAUUGGCAAUCUUUGUUUUUGUUUUACUGAGGUAUGGGUUCUUCAGUUCUCUUUUCCGCUACUUCAGCUGCCGGUGUUAGAUGGUCUGCGGCUCAGCUGAAGGGUUCAAGGCUCUUUGCCCGUUCAUCUUUGGACACAGAUGUUUCUGAUAUGAGUGUUAAUGCUCCAAAGGGUUUAUUUCCACCCGAACCUGAACAUUACCGCGGACCAAAGCUUAAAGUGGCUAUAAUUGGAGCUGGGCUUGCGGGCAUGUCUACAGCUGUGGAAUUGCUGGAUCAAGGCCACGAGGUGGAUAUAUAUGAAUUAAGGUCUUUCAUCGGUGGUAAAGUGGGAUCUUUUGUUGAUAAACGAGGGAACCAUAUUGAAAUGGGACUGCAUGUUUUUUUUGGAUGCUACAAUAAUCUUUUUCGUUUGAUGAAAAAGGUGGGUGCAGAUAAGAAUCUACUUGUGAAAGAUCAUACUCACACAUUUGUGAACAAGGGUGGUGACAUUGGUGAACUUGAUUUUCGGUUUCCAGUUGGGGCUCCAUUACAUGGGAUUAAUGCAUUUUUGACCACAAAUCAACUUAAGGCUUAUGACAAAGCAAGAAACGCUCUGGCUCUUGCUCUAAGUCCAGUUGUGAAAGCACUUAUAACUCCAGAUGGAGCAAUGAAGGAUAUACGAGAUUUGGAUAGUAUAAGCUUCUCUGAUUGGUUUUUGUCCAAAGGUGGCACACGGACAAGUAUCCAGAGAAUGUGGGAUCCUGUUGCUUAUGCCCUUGGGUUUAUAGACUGUGAUAACAUCAGUGCUCGUUGUAUGCUCACUAUAUUCUCAUUGUUUGCCACUAAGACAGAGGCUUCCCUACUGCGCAUGCUCAAAGGUUCUCCAGAUGUUUACUUGAGUGGCCCCAUUAGAAAGUAUAUCACAGAUAAAGGGGGCAGGUUCCAUCUUAGGUGGGGAUGCAGAGAAGUACUUUAUGAUAAAUCUACUGAUGGAGAUAUAUAUGUCAAAGGACUUUUAAUGUCUAAAGCCACUAACAAGAAAGUUGUAAAGGCUGAUGCAUAUGUUGCUGCAUGUGAUGUCCCUGGAAUUAAAAGAUUACUUCCAUUGUCGUGGAGGGAAAUGAAAUUUUUUAACAAUAUUUAUGAAUUAGUUGGCGUGCCUGUUGUCACAGUGCAACUUAGAUACAAUGGCUGGGUUACUGAGCUUCAGGAUUUAGAACGAUCAAGGCAACUGAGGCAAGCUGCUGGGCUAGACAACCUUCUGUAUACUCCAGACGCAGAUUUUUCUUGCUUUGCAGACCUUGCACUUACUUCUCCAGAAGACUACUACAUUGAGGGACAAGGAUCAUUACUCCAGUGUGUUCUGACACCAGGCGAUCCCUACAUGCCCUUAACAAACGAUAAAAUCAUAGAGAGAGUAGCAAAGCAGGUUUUAGCAUUAUUUCCAUCAUCCCAAGGUUUAGAACUUAUAUGGUCCUCUGUUGUCAAAAUCGGUCAAUCUUUAUACCGUGAGGGGCCUGGUAAAGAUCCAUUCAGGCCUGAUCAGAAGACACCUGUGAAGAACUUCUUCCUUGCUGGCUCAUAUACCAAACAGGAUUACAUAGAUAGUAUGGAGGGAGCAACCUUGUCAGGCAGACAAGCCUCAGCCUUCAUAUGCAAUGCAGGGGAAGAAUUAGUGUCAUUACGGAAGAAGCUGACUGGCAUUGAAUCUCAAGAACUAAUUGAAUCUCCUACAACAACCGAUGAGCUAAGUCUUGUUUGAUACAUCAAAAUCAUUCUUGAAGCGUUAUGCUUCAAACAGCCGCAAAUACAGGAGGCUAGUUGAAUGCUGUGACGAAUGUAAAACUUGGUCAUCAUGUAAUUUGGAUGAAGUUAUAUAAAAUGAAUGAAUUUUUAUCAAAAUAAAUGAUAAUUUCAGACGUAUUGCAUCA